Sabethes cyaneus is the source of this 5868-nucleotide messenger RNA. It is a transcript of the gene par-6, whose product is annotated as partitioning defective 6 homolog beta. Gene Ontology annotation, molecular function: protein binding. The record is from RefSeq and is a predicted model, not a curated record. NCBI's taxonomy places the organism in Eukaryota, Metazoa, Arthropoda, Insecta, Diptera, Culicidae. The transcript is spliced from 5 exons. The coding region runs from base 366 to 1310 and encodes 314 amino acids. Gene Ontology annotation, biological process: centrosome cycle.
UCUAUUACUGCAGAAAUUGAAACUUUUUAAUAAAUUUCUAGUAAUUUAAGCUCCAAAAGUGGUUUUGUGAAUCGCAUGCUAUUUAUAUUAUGAAAUGUUAAAGUUUAGUAUAAGAGAACGCCUACUAAUUUACUGUAAAACUUAUUGCUGACUCGUUACAUUAUCAUAUUUUGUGCUAUCGGAACACCACGACAUUAUCAACAAUUACUAAUCAAAAAAUAUUUUAACUUGCAAGUUUAAAAGAUAGGCGAAACAUCGCAGCGAACAUUUAAAUAUAGAAACCCUCUGUGUUGCAGCAGCUUGCCACAAAAUUGCACUUUUUCAUUAACGAAUUAGGCUGGCAUUUAUGCAUUAAUGUGUUGAUAAUGUCGAAAAAUAAAGUAUCGAGCUCAAAACUCGAAAGUGAUCAGAUUGAAAUAAAAUCAAAGUUCGAUGCUGAGUUUAGACGGUGGUCCCUAAAAAGAUCCGAACCUCAUAAUUUCGAGGAGUUUCAGUCUCUUAUCGAGCGACUGCACAAACUGGACCGCUCGCAGUUGCUGGUAUCCUACAUCGACCCACGAGAUAAUGAUCUGCUGCCCAUUAAUAACGACGACAAUUUCGGGCGUGCUCUCACAACCGCCCGUCCGCUUUUACGUGUUAUCAUUCAGCGCAAAGGUGACAGUAUAGAGGAAAUCACCGGGUAUGGUACAAUGAGACCACGAAAUUUAAUUAGUAGCAUUCUUGGGCAAACACCGGUUAAAUCAAAAAGCUUGGCCAUUUCUAAUCCUCAUGAUUUUCGUCAAGUUUCUGCCAUUAUUGAUGUUGACAUUGUCCCAGAGACAUGCAGAAGAGUUCGCUUGUUAAAACAUGGUAGUGACAAACCGCUCGGGUUUUACAUUAGGGAUGGUACCUCAGUUCGAGUUACCGCCAACGGUUUAGAAAAGCAACCUGGCAUAUUCAUAUCCCGUCUAGUACCUGGUGGUUUGGCGGAAAGUACUGGCCUUUUAGCUGUGAACGAUGAGGUGCUAGAAGUAAAUGGAAUCGAAGUAAAUGGUAAAACACUGGACCAAGUUACGGACAUGAUGGUUGCCAACAGUUCGAACUUAAUAAUUACGGUUAAACCUGCUAAUCAAAGAACACUGGCCCCUCCUAGACGUGGUUCAUUUUCGAGAAACAGUCAACUUUCUGGAGGUUCUCAUCAGUCACACCACACUACUGGAUCAGAAGAAAAUGAUCAAGACGACCAAGACGAAAUUCGUGACCUUACCGGUGCAGCCACUUUGGAUGAGAACACUCUUAUCACGCAAAAAGAUGGUGUGUUGCAUCUUUAGAUUAAGCAGUCAUUCUGUUUAUUUUGUGCAUUGCCAAAAAUGCUGCUUCGAAAUAUUCGUUAAAACUAAAAUAGGUAUACAAUUCGAUUAUGUCUCCAUAGGAAAUGGCAACCACAGAUCAAUUGGGUCUUUUCAAAUAUGUUUUAAAUUUAUUGCAAAUAUCAGUAUUUAACUAACCAUUCCUACCCCUGUCACUUCACACAUUUUCGUUAAAUGUAUGCUUCGUUGAUUACUUGUAAAGUUAACUGUAAAAAUCCGCAUUAGCGGAAACAGUAAAAUAUUUUUCUACAUUUUACUAUAUUGCAAGUACCAGUAAAACUUCUUAACUUAAUAAUAUUUAUGAAAAACUUCAUGGACAGUGUGAUCACAGAAAGCAGAUAUCCAGGCAAUAGGCAAAACGUUCGUCAAAUUUAGUUAGGAACAAUAGAUGGUGGCGCUAAAGGUUAAAAGCACCUAAAAUGUUGAGGUAGUGUAGGGUAGCCAGUUCUUUUUACCUUGCGCAAGCGCUAUUGCAUACAAACUUGUAUAGAAACUAGUCAGUAUGCUAACCAUUUAAUCCUGAAAGGAAUAAUGUAGUUGGGAAUCUAUGUGCCGACGCUCGUUUUUUAAGUGAUUUGAAUUGGAUUUUUUAUACAGGAAAACCCCGAAAUAUUUAUUCCUGAAUGAUGGAUAUUUGUUCUCUGUUGCGUGGCUAUUACUCUUCCAGUAGUAAUUAGCGUGCGACACAUACGGCUUUGUAGUUCAAUGUAGAAUUCCAGUGGCGUUGGUGUUUCAUGGAAAUUUCUAUAGCAAACAUGGAAAUUUGAAAUUGGUUUUUGUUGGCGGUGAAUUAUGCUCCAGUGUUACAUCUGUUAGUCUGUGCUAAGCAGCAAACAGACAAAUAGGUCCGCGCAGACUUGAGCUAUUAGUACUUACCAUUUCUGCGCGUGCCCUUGGGGCCUUUAGUUUGCGGCGAUUCGCUUUAUAGAGCUUGCUAAGCCCAAUGCAAAAGGCUGUAGAAACUUAUCGUCUUUCAUCGAAACGUAUGUUUUUUACCGAAGUAUAACUGGAGGAAAACAAAAACAAAGCACAUUUUAAUGUGCAAAAUCUACCAACAGCAACAACAAAUCGCGCGUCGAUGUGUGCGUACGGUAAUCGGUAAAUGUCAGCAAGCUCAAUAAGGGUUGCUAGUGUGUGACUGUAUUGGUGGUUUGUGUGCAUCACGAAACACACUAGCAACCCUUACGCGCUAUUUAACUCUGUUCAGAAUAACCAAAAACGUAUGUCGCACGUCGAUUACUUUUCAACUGCAACAGCAAUAUUAUGCUUAAUGUGUCAAUAAGUACACUUAAAGAUGUGCUUUUUAUUGGCUUUUUAUUUGGCUUUGACGGAAAUAAAUAAAAAAAAUCGGACCUUGCGCGCACUUCACGGACUUUUAUGGAUUGUGAGAAUCAAAGCUAUUUUACUCGCUCCUUUUUGCACAAAAAUUACAAUUUGCUAUUACGAUACCGCAGUAUAGUGAGUUGUUAAUGAGUGUAAAAGACCGAAAUAUGUUGAAAAUAAUUUUCACGCAUUCAGCUAUGGGCAGUUCUGUGAGUGUAAAAGAAGGCGGGUGGUGUCAUAGCGAAUCUUGUCGGAAACUCUAUCAAUGCGAAUAACAUUCAAUAUAGAAAACUUAGGCGCAAUUUACAAAUUACCGUAUGGUCGCCAUCUACCGCUCAUUUAAAAACGAUUCAAGCUUAAUUUGUCCAUAGCAAAUCUAAAUUGAAAUCCAUCAAACCCCAAUUCGCGUCAUAAGAUACAGAAAACAAUUGUGUUUACAAGAAAAAUUUACUUUGUUUCUAAAUAUUUAAUAAUAGUGAUUUAAAAAAAAGUAAUGCAAUCUCAUGACCCCUUUUACCGCUCACUUUAAAUAUGAUGAUCCAUUCACCGCCCAUAUGGGUGCCAUUUACCGCUCAUAUUUUUUGCGGUUGCUAAAUAAAUAAAACCCGCGUCUUGACCCUUGUUUUGGGUUUGGCAUUUAUAGCGGAAUAGAACACUAAUAUAAAUACUGUUGACUUAUUUCAUGUUAUUUAGAAGAAUAGUUUCUAAAUAACCAAAGCAACAAGUUCGCUUGAGCUAAUAAUUAAUUUAGUCAUUUGCGCUCGGUCUUGAUAAAAACGCGAUCAAAAUGGCACGUUUCGCUCCUCACUAUAAAGAUUGUUUAUUUUGGAAAUGAGCUUUUAUGAAUAUAGUGCAAAUUUAUGUUUAAUUCGUAUAAAUAAACAUACAAAAUUAUUGUUUGCCAAUAGUUUUUAUAAUAAUGAACCAUUUUAAAAAGAUAUAAGCAUUUUUUGUUUGAAAUGAGCGGUAAAUGGAGCUGAGCGGUGAAUGGCGACCUUGGUAUAUUAACCAAACGGGUUAUAGACGUGUAUCAUCAGUUUUAUCUGCUGGUGAGUGUAUGUGUGCUAAACUAUCAUAGCACAUCAGUGUUUGUUGCGUCGUUCACAAAGGAUGUUACCCCCCCCCCCCCCCCUGCCCCACUUUUUUAAACAUUAGGCGUUUUAUCGUACAUUGCACAUUGAUAUUUAUCACUCCUUACAUCUUCAUCUUCGGUUCAUCUUCGGCUAUUGAAUAAUAGCUGAAUACAAGCCGACAAUUGUAUUUUUUUUAUAUUUUUGUGAUUAACCGUCCGAAAUCACGUCAACCCCCCCACCUCCACUUGAAAGCAACUACUUGAAAGAAUGUAUGCGUGUGAUUUUGAACCAUGUCUUUGGUAAAUUGACAGUGUGCACAGUGUUGAGUUGCGUAAUCUUCGUAUAAGCACAAUGGGGGCCCUAUUCUCAUACAACCUCACCUGAAUUUCGAAGGUGAAAAUGCAAUUUGCGAUUCUGAGAGUCACCUAGUUGACUCUGGUCAGCCAUUGACCGUACAAAUCAAAUGCGUGGCUUUCUUCCCACAUUCAUCUCACCUAUAUUUUUAAGUGAGGUGACUGUAAGAAUAAGGCCCUGCAUCAUUGAAGUUGGUUUUAGACUCACUGCAGUUUGAUAUUGGCGCUAGUUCAACCACAGAGAACAGACAUCCAAGCAAAAGGUUCCCACCGAAGUGGGAACACUUGGAUUAAACGUAUUUAAAAUUAGUUGGAAAACUAUAGUGAUGAUGUCGCUAAAAACGCAUGAAAUUCUACAAUAACUCACAACAGCUUGCUUUUGGUGUAAUGUUUAUAGUCCAUAUAAGUCCAUAGAUACUAGCCAAAGAGGCAAGCUAUUUUCAGUGUGCAAAUCAUUUAGUCUAGAAAAGAAUCCUUUACUUGAGAAACUAUAGUGGGGGGUCGCUCGCUAGUAUAAAUAUUAGGUGAUUUUAAUUUGAAAUUUUAUCCAAGAAUUCCCGAAGAAUUUGUUUAUGAAUGGAUGUCUGUUCUCUGUGUUUCAACUAUAUAUUGAAUCGUCUAUCACUGUACACAGCCGUUGUAAUUUCAAAACCAGUUUUCUUUAAUGAUCUAUUAAUAUGUUUGCGUACGCAUUCCGGAAAUUUGCAAAUAAUCUGUCGGAUUGCAGGAAAAAAUAUUAAAUUUCUGGAACGCGAUCACAAACAUACCACUUGUAUUUGGGCAAUUGCAUCUCCACUGUAUUAGUAUUACCCUUGUGCUUACGUUAUUAAAAAAUGGUUUUAUAUUAUAUUAAUCUUAUACUUGACAUUAACAUUGUUAACCCAGCAAAUAUUUAUGAUGAGUUCGUUUAUUGACCUGGUUGGCAAAUCGACCUGUAAACUAUAAUGCUAAACGGUUGAAAACUGCGUCCCUAUGCUUUGACCACACUUGGAUCAUGAGUCGUAAAAAUCGGGAUGAACCAAGUCAAUAACCGAAUUCGUUAUUUAAUUUAAACUAGCUGGUUGCUAUAGUUGCGAGAUAAACUUGAAUUUUUCUAUAACUAGUUUUUAUUACCGUUCAAUUGACCAGUUAUAAAUAGAAGUUUACGCUCAAUUGGUAUAAUACGCAUCAAAACUCAAAUUUUUCGCAUAGGUUAUUUAGAUACUAGUGCCUUCAAUCUUCCGAAAAGUAGAUGAGAUCCAUUUUGAUCACAGCAAUUCAAAGAAACUAUUAAAAAUGCCUUUAUUUGACCUUGAAAAGUUGCAAAGCACCAAGUGUCCGUUCUGUAAUUUAUACAGUGCACCUUAUACUAAGCAAUAUCUUAGAAGUCUAGCUGCUCAAUAGAAAAAAAAGUAAAUUUCAAUCGGUCAGACAAAUAAUAACAGUGAAGUGGCAGUCAAGGCAAUAAAACCCGAAGUGUCUGCAAUAAAGCAGAUGCCAAAAUCUAGCUUUGUGUGUAUCAUGUUUCGAAUAUAUGGAAAACCUCGAUGAAAAAUAUUGGCCUUGUUAUACAUAUACCAAAUAAAGUUGUUUAAAGUGGUGCGUCAUAUCGAAAAACGACUGCAGAAAAAUGUUUCAUAUAAUUAUUAAAACAGUAUGUAAAAUCAUUAACUGUUGCAGUAUCAAUUAAUUAAAUGUAAGUUUUACUUAUACAUUGCAUAUACUCUUUACUUUAAAAGUAUAUAUCAACUUGAAAACUGUCGUUAGGAAGAUCAUAAAUUAUUUAGUGUG